AUGGCUUUAUCCUUGGCCCGCGGUCCGUUGCCCGCGUUCCCUGCAGCAGUGCGAACCACUGGCAUUGCUGCGCAGGUGCGCCGCGCGGGCGGCGCGCAGGGCACUGCUGCCUGGCACUCCUUGCGCGCCCUGGCGUUGUGCGCUGCAGGAGUGGCCAAGGCCCGGCGAAGAUCGGUGAGGUUUUGCUGCGGGACCGUUCAGGCAGAGCAGGCUGAGAAGUUGGUCCCUGGGCUGCGUCUUUGGCCAGGCUUCCUCAGCGAGGCGGAAGGCGAGCAGCUGGCGCAGUUCCUGGACACGAAGGAGCCCUCCUGGACCAAGGAGCAGUUUGGCGUGCCCACGCUGUACCGAGUGAAGCAUUUCGGCAUCCUGGGCUCUCUGAGGCCAAGGGUGGUGCGACUGCCUGACCCCGAGAAGGGUGAAGUGGACAUGCCCGCCGAGGGCAUCAUGGCUGAGGUCGCCCAGCGCCUGGGGCAGCCGGGCCUGCCCUGGAGCAAAGUCCUCAAGGGCUUCCAGCCAAACGAGGCGAAUGUCAACGCCUACAGCCAGGCAUCCUCCCGAUUGCUUCUGCAUUGGGACGACCGGGGUCUCUAUGAGGAGCCGGUUUGCUCCGUGACGGUGCAGGGGGACUGCGUCAUGACCUUCCGCCUGGGCGGGCGGUCCAACUUGAAGGCGCCAGAAGCAGGUGACGGCACUGAUGAGGCGCCCACAGUUCGGGUGCGGGUGCCGCCUUUGUCGCUGCUGGUGCUGCGGGGCGCUGCACGCUAUGAGUGGCAGCACGGGAUUCCGGAGACGGAGGAUUUCCUCAGCGAGCGCCGCACGGCCAUCAUCUUCCGCCGCGUGCGGGGUGCCGAUCAAGCCAAAGCUCGGCAGGCGGAAGGCCUUCUUUCCGGAGCAGAAAGGCCGCACCUGAAAGCGAUGGUCAUCAGCACCAACUGGCCGGACCCGGAAGUCUCCGCGGCGGGCCGGGUCACCUCCGGGCGGCUCCGGGUGCUGCGGCGUCUGGCCGGGGAGGAGAGGGGGCCAUCACAUUCGCAUCCCCGGCCCGGCCUGGGAACGCUCAAGGGAAGCUGUCAGCGGCAAAUGAUGUGA
This is a messenger RNA of Effrenium voratum, 1089 nucleotides long. The record is from the annotation of a GenBank genome assembly. Lineage: Eukaryota; Dinophyceae; Suessiales; Symbiodiniaceae.